Microtus ochrogaster (prairie vole) is the source of this 3082-nucleotide messenger RNA. It is a transcript of the gene Cuedc1, whose product is annotated as CUE domain containing 1. The record is from RefSeq and is a predicted model, not a curated record. Lineage: Eukaryota; Metazoa; Chordata; Mammalia; Rodentia; Cricetidae. Gene Ontology annotation, molecular function: ubiquitin binding.
CAGAGGGACCGCGCCCCUCCCCCGCCGCCCGGCCCCAGCGGCCCGCGGGAGCGGACGCGAGUGCGGUGCUCGGUGACGCCAUCAGCGCAGCUGCAGCCCCCUGUGGCAGGAUGACUUGAGGAUGUGGAUGAUCUGCGGUACAGCCACAACCUGACCAAGGUCCGCAUGCCGCCACCACUCUGGCCCCUGUCCCCUAGCCUGGACCGUGCAUUCCCGACAGGCGUCCUUGUGGACGCAGGAAGCACAGGAGUAAGUCUUCUGAGCCUGUGGAGCAAGCAAGUGGCUGACAGAGGGACCCCCCGCCUACGGUUUCUUAGCUUGUCAGAAACAUUCUCCCACUGCGGCUCCACAAGAUGACCAGCCUGUUCCGCAGGAGUAGCAGCGGCGGCGGUGGUGGCGGGGCCACCGGGGCUCGCGGGACUGGGACCGGGACCGGGGCCGGGGCCGGGGCCGGAGCUGGAGCAGGGGAUGGCAGCGCAGCUCCCCAAGAGCUCAACAACAGCCGGCCGGCCCGCCAGGUGCGCCGCCUAGAGUUCAACCAGGCCAUGGACGACUUCAAGACGAUGUUCCCCAACAUGGACUACGACAUCAUUGAGUGCGUGCUGCGUGCCAACAGCGGCGCUGUGGACGCCACCAUCGACCAGCUGUUGCAGAUGAACCUGGAGGCGGGUGGUGGCAGCACCUAUGAGGACAGCUCGGACUCGGAGGACAGCAUCCCACCAGAGAUCUUGGAAAGGACUCUGGAGCCGGAUAGCUCUGAGGAAGAGCCUCCGCCUGUGUACUCGCCACCGGCUUACCACAUGCAUGUGUUCGACAGACCUUACCCGAUGGCUCCUCCAACUCCACCUCCCCGGAUUGAUGUCCUAGGCUCUGGACAACCUGCCAGCCAGAGUCGCUACAGGAACUGGAACCCACCCCUGCUGGGCAACCUUCCUGAUGACUUUCUCCGAAUCCUGCCCCAACAGAUGGACAGCAUUCAGGGUCACCCUGGGGCUUCCAAGCCUAUGGGUGGAGAGGGAGGCCUACCUCCAGUGCCAGGACCCGGUGUCUGUGACCAGGACAGCCGCUGGAAGCAGUACCUGGAGGACGAGAGGAUUGCCCUCUUCCUGCAGAAUGAGGAGUUCAUGAAGGAACUGCAGCGCAACCGUGACUUUCUCCUCGCACUGGAGAGAGAUCGAUUGAAGCAUGAAUCCCGGACAUCCAGAUCCAGCAAUGUAGCUGUCGGAAAUGACUUCGCCCUUCCCUCCUCUGUCCCAGGAACCAGUGACACCAACCCCACUGUGUCAGAAGAUGCCUUAUUCAGGGACAAGUUGAAACACAUGGGAAAAUCCACGCGUAGGAAGCUGUUUGAACUCGCGCGAGCUUUCUCUGAGAAGACCAAAAUGAGGAAGUCAAAGAGGAGACACUUGCCGAAGCUCCAGUCGCUGGGAGCUGCUGCAUCGACAGCCAACCUCCUGGAUGACGUGGAAGGCCAUGCUUAUGAUGAAGACUUCCGGGGAAGGCGGCAGGAGGUACCUAAGGUGGAAGAGGCCCUAAGAGAAGGACAGUAAGAGGUGCCAGCAGCAGCGUCGCCUUGCCAGAGAUGCUCUGACCGGGUGGAGGAAACCAGGGGGAAACAGCAGUGCCCUCCAGCUGCAGCCGAGACAGAUGGUGCUUGCGUACCAGCGCCCAGGCUUCUUCGGCCACAGUCCAGCCCAGACACUGCCACUUUCCAUGGGACUUAGGACUUUCAGAGUUGCUUGUGAUUGGAGAAGGGACUGUAGCCUUAGAGACAGCAGCUAGCCACAACCUGGUUUGUAGUCUGGCUCUUCUGUCGAGGAUGAGCAGAAAUUCAGGAACCACCCCUCACAUUAAAAAAAGAAGAAGAAAAAGAAAAAGGGAAAAAAGAAAGGUCCCAGGAAGCGUCAAGGUUGCAGUUAAGGAACUGGCAAAAUGACCUAUCCGGAGGCCCCUUGGGCCUGAAAAGAGGGCUUUCCUGCUUCUCUUUCCCAUCACUCCUGGCGUACCACAACGGGUCUGAUCUGUCCCCUAUCCCAUCCCCCACCCCACCCCCGCCUUUCUUUCUAAAGGUCUCCGACAUCUCAGCCUUGGAUGGAACUGCUGACUCUUGGCCCGGACCUGCACAGAACUCUGGACGCUGUGGCCUUGCCCGGGUCUAGUUUACAGGGCUGCUUCUUAUUAAGGGCUGGCUGUCACCUCCAGCAGCCUCCUCUUAACCCAGCAGGGAUGGGGAGAGUGACCCCGGAGCUGGAGGACUCUCUCUAAGCUUGGUCUUUCAUUUGGCUGAAGACCAAAGCUGGUUCUUGAUUUACAUCACAGUGGGGCUCCUCAGGGGCUGGACAGGUCCUGCUGUUUUGUAAGGCAGGGAGGUGCUGGAGGGAGGGUGACCCCAACUGAGAAGGUGUGUGUAGGCUGAAGCGCCUGUUGCAGAGGCUACCAGCCUGGGGCAGGGGUGGGGGUGGGGAAGCACCUAGGACAGGAACUAGCUGGGUGCCUCGGGUGGAGAACCAGAGCUGACCCGAAGAACACUGGUGAUUCUAGGAACUCUCAGUCGGCAUCAACCACUGCUAAGGGGGUGGAGGCCGCAAUUGUGUACCACUCGUUCUAUGAUCUGGGAACUCGCUGGUCUUUAGAGAAAGUUGGGAAGUCCGGGGAGGCGCGGGGACCUGGUUGAGAAUGGGAUCCGAUGCUUGGGUGUCGGGGGCUGCUAGGGAUUGGUAGGAAAUGGAACCUGCUACUGGUCGAGCUUCCCCGGGCUCGGGAGAGCGGUGCACACAGAGUGACCAAGUUUGGAAACGUAUGCAGGGCGGGGUGGGGGUGGGAGACCGCGCUGGCACAGAGCCAGUCCUGUGACCCCUGAAGAGAAGGACGCCUUCCCGCCCACCAUGAGCCCCGGGCGGCUAGACUGUGCUCCAGACGCGUCUGGGCCUUCCCUGCUCCAGCGCCAGGCGCGCACGAAGAGAAAGCUGUAGGUCUGUGUGUGUGUCACUUUGUUAUUUUUUCCCGCUUGUGUGUGUGUGUUUUUUUUUCCUUGGAGCCGUUUCAUAGGAAUUCCGGUAAUAAAGACUUGGUGUUCUCUUGG